AUGAGUAAAAAGUUCAAAUCUCAGGCCUCGAGUAGCCGCGCCGCUACGAGUGCCUUUAGCUCAUUUGGGGCGUUUUCUUCGUCUGCUAGCUCAGGGAGGGAACCGUCGUCUCUCACAUAUGUGACGGAGCCGCCCAAUCUGUCGCAGAUUUCGGAGCCACAGUUGGCAAUCGCAUUCAAGAACUUCCUGAAAAAGGAUGAAGUCACACGAACGAAAGCACUAGAUGACCUGAAGGAUUAUGUUGCGAGUGUAGAAUCUCGCAAGGGGACCCUCGAUGACGGAUUUCUGGAAGCUUGGGUCAAAAUAUAUCCCCGGGCGUCAAUCGACAUCUCCCGGAGAGUGAGACAAAAUGCUCAUUUCACACAAGGGUCCAUUGCAUCCCUUGUAGGGAAGCGAAUUGUCCGCUUUUUACCCAAGGUUAUUGGGCCAUGGAUUGCUGGAGUCUACGACAACGACAAGCCCGUGCAUCGAUCUGCUGUGGAGUCAUUUACUCGUGUGUUCUCCACCGAUGAAAAGAGAAAUGGUGUCUGGAAGGUCUACCAGAGCUCGAUCCUUGGGUUUGUAGAUGAUGUAGUCCUUCAGCAGACUGCCCUGACUCUGAGUGACGAGAGGACGGUCAAGCCAGACGAUGCGGAAGCGAAGUAUGCUCGUGUGGUAGGAACUGCGCUUUUGUUGUUCAAUCGGAUCUUAGUAGGAAAUGCAGCAGCGGAGGAUCUGGAAAAAGACCUCGUCACGAUCGAAACACUACUAGGUAGUAAAUCGUUGUGGGCUCUUUGUUAUCACGAAGAUCCGUUUGUGCGCAAGUCGAUAUAUACCCUUCUCAGAGCAGCGGUGUCGAAAGGCCCGGAACUGCUGGACUGGAAGCUUGUAAGUGCCGCUGUGAUCGGCAAGUCUUUGCAUAUCUCUCAGCUUGGGUCUUCCUCGGAUCUUUCCGAGUCGCUCCUGCGGAUGACAUCUGUGCGGCCUCAAUUAUGGAGCCAAGACUAUACUGGAAAAUCGUCACCGUCAAAGCGUUUGUUACAGUACGUCCAGAAGGGCUCGGAGGGCGGUGCCGGCUCGUUCUGGCCAAAUCUUUAUGAGCUAUUGCAAAUCAUACCUCUGCAAACAUUGGCCAAGGUUGACCUACAAAAUACUGGCGAAGACAACAUCGGACUCGGAGGCGCCACGGUGUUGGUAGAGUCAUUCCAAGAGGGAUUGAACUCAAGGGAAGAGCCUCGUCAGAACCGGGCAGCUGCAUGGAAGUCCUACAUUGAUACUGGGAUAUGGCUCGCCCAUCUGCUGCCAGAAGAUAGUAGGACGGAAUUCUUGCGCAACAGACUAUCUCCUAUCCCAUUGCAAUACGUGAAGCCCGAACAGGAUCGACAGCAGUGGUCGCUUCCUGCCUUGGCGGCUGAAGCAAUCUGCACAGACUAUCUUGUCACUCUAGCAACGCAUGGAUAUCACGAGGAACUGGAACAUAUAGGAACGGCUAUGUCGGAUGACUUGCUCCAGGCUGUCAAGUUAUCCUGUCCAGAGCAGUCCCAGGAUUUCAGGGCUUCCCAAGAUGCAGUGUGCAGCCAAGCCGAGCGUCUUUCUGCCCUGGAGGCUGCGGUCCUUUCCCGAGUAGCGGAUUCGGAGCAUGAAACCCGGAUAUUGGCGACUUUCAAAAACGCCAACUCGGCCUUGCUUGAGAACUGUCUGGAAGUGUUGCGAACCCGAAAUGGUAAGCCCUAUGGAGCAGCUGGUGUCGUUGAGGAGACGAUUCGGAAGCUUCCCCAAAUUGCGCAAGGCUCUUCAGCUUUGCUGAAUUUCGUGCAAGUGGAUGCGCCUGAACUUCUGUUUUCGCCAUCUGGCGACCGCCUGAUCUCCAUUAUCUUGUCCUGUCGCUCGUGGGACGGGUUCGGUCCAAGCUUUGAGAGUGUCGUUGAGAGAGUCGCCCAGUUUGAACCUGGAUCGUCCAACGCGCAUGCUGUGCAGAAGCUUUUGUCAACCCUAGAUUUCAAGGAGGUGGGGGAUCAGAGCGGACUGCCUUCCUUGAUCAUGCGGGCUCUUGACCAAGCCUGCAGAGGUAGCAAUUUACACUGGUCAAUUGUUAUCGCGGUCCUUCAAAACAAGAGUUCCCACGGGCCUUUGACGGAUCAGGUGUUCAUGUCAAUUGUUGAUGCACUGUCUGAUGGAAGUAAAGUCAUCAACGCCUUGCACGGGCUUUCGCAAAUCGCGGGCUCCGUUCGGGAAGCUGUCCGUAGCUUCCAAAGUGGAAACAAUGGCUCCAAGCUGACCGGGAAAUUACUCUUCUUGGCGGAAUCUUCCGAUGAGGAAGUAUCCAACCUUUCUGAGUCGUUGAUCAAGACGCUGAAGGAUUCUAUCGUUAGCGAGACAAGUGCCAAGUCUAGCUUUGAGAUUCUCCAGCACAAUUUCGAUCAUGUCACUGAAGAAUCGCUCUCGAUCGAAUCGCUGCUGAUUAUCGCGGAAGAACUGCUACAUAACACCAAACCCGAAGAUGUUCGUCGUAUCGCGAAGGAUGUGCUACCUUCGCGCGAAACUUGGACCGCGGCAUUAGAACCCUUCCUCGACUUUCCUCUUCGAUCCUCAACUGUUAUCACCAGCCCACUGGGAGGCACUGUGCAUCUUAUUGAUCGUACCUUGUCAGAUACAUUCAAGGAACGCUAUGAAAAAGUGCCACGCGAUUCUAACCACUGCUCACCUGCGUUCCGACUGGUCUAUUUCACCACCAGGGUUCUUUCUCUUUUCAACAUCACGAUGGAUCUCGAUGCCGAAGAACUCGAAACCUUAUUCUUCAACAUUCCUCUGUCGGUCCAACUGGUCGACGAUGACUUGAGCAUUGAGAACUCUAACGGCAUCACUGGACUGAUUCUCCCUGAACAACGAGAGGAAUACAUGGCAGUCGUCAAUGAGGGCCGAAAGGUGAUGAGGGAUUGGACUGAGUCCGAAAGCGUUGCCCCCAAGAUAACUUCCUUCUGGCAAAGUAAACUCGGGGAGCUGGCUGGUCUUUCUCCAAGGGAUUAUCGGGUCGGCGAAGCUUUCACGAAGAUCAUGGACAGUGCCAGUCUGUCGUACAAGGCCAAAUCUCCGGAGGAGGUUACCAAACUUUGCCGAGAUACUCGAACGGCAAAUGCCAUCUGGUCCAGUUCUUGGGUUGCCGUUCUGCGAGACUCGAUCAUUUCCAAUCCUACCGGGACACGACUUUGCAAUGAGCUUGUCGCAGAUUCCACUGGAUUGAAACCAUCGGACGAGAAAAAUGAGGGUCUGCGAAAACUGGCGCUCUUGAAUCUUCUUAUACCCGGAGACGAAGACAUCGCAGCGUCUAUCCCGACGCAGCGUGUGGUGUUUCUAGUCAAGCAUCUUCUGCAGUGCCUUCAGUCUGAGGAAAUAUCUCUGGCUGUCCAGGGAGAAGUCUUCCAGACAUUGUCAUUCGUGCUACCCUGUAUCAGUGAAAUAUACGGGUCACACUGGGAAGAGUGCGUGGAGAUCCUCAGUAGGACAUGGCGAGACACAAACGCUGGCGAUGAAGCGCUGCCUGUCUUGUGUUCGUCGUUCCGACUUUUCUCUCGCCUGAAGGCAAUUGUCGACAACGAGGACAGCAAUGACGACGUGAAAGACGCCUGGUCUGAUAAGAAGGCGAUUUUGUUCAACAGCUUGACAUCGACGUUGAGAAAAUUUGAUUCAUCGACGAGUUCUUACCAGCCGCGGGAUGUCGCAGUCGACCUCCUCUGUCGCUUAAUCACCGUGAUUCCGACCGAGGGUCUCGAGGAAGUGAGCAAGUUCUUCCCUCUUCUGACAGCUCAGAGCCGAGCCGUGCAACGAGCAGCCUAUACCAUUCUCCAUCGCUACGUGCCAAGUACCCAGGAACAAGUGUCAUUCGACGUGGCUCUAUCCAAGUCGACUGUCCGACUUCCUAAUGAGUUGAUAUCACUGCUGCUUGAAGCGCCGAGCUCGGAAUCGAUAGCGCUCUCCGACGGCGAUGAUAGAAUGUGGGCAGAGGUCCGGUCAUAUUUGCUGAGCUGGCAAGUGGUCUUUGACCAUUUUGUCAACACGUCUGCUACGGUGGAAGAGCACUACGUGAACAGCAUCAAAGAGAACGACGUGCUCAUUCCGUUGCUGAACUUCACUUUUGAAUUUCUUGAGACGUCGAACGGAAAACUUGUGGACGCAUCCAAAUUUGAUAUUCGCUCGUUCGAACUCGACCAGUCGGAGACGGAUGAGAAAGAGAUCCAGUGGCUUCUGGUUCAUUUGUAUUACUUAUGCCUAAAGCACCUUGCCACCGUGACGAAGGGAUGGUGGAUUGACACGAAGAAGCGCAUCAAGGGGCCGGUAGAAAGCUGGACCGAGAGAUUCGUCUCGCCCCUGGUCAUUGCCGAUUCCUUCCAGAGCGUCACCGAGUGGGUCGCGACGCAAGACCCUAACGAGGAACGUGCAUUGGCGGUGAAGAUCUCGCCCAAGACGGCGGAAAUCAUCGCCAGCAUCCCAGUAGACGAGGAGUCGCCGCCGGUGUCAGUGUCGAUCUCUCUGCCCCCCGCAUACCCGCUGCAGCCGGCACUCGUGACGGGACGCAGCCGGGUGCUGGUGGACGAGCGGAAGUGGAAGGGUUGGAUGAUCACAAUCCAGGGGGUGAUCAUGUUCGCGAACGGAAACCUGGUCGACGGACUGCUGGCGUUCCGGAAGAACGUGCAGGGAGCCCUGAAGGGACAGAGCGAGUGCGCGAUCUGCUACUCGGUCAUCUCGACGGACAUGCAGACGCCGAACAAGCGGUGCGCGACGUGCAAGAACACCUUCCACUCGGUGUGUCUGUACCGGUGGUUCAAGAGCAGCAACCAGAGCAGCUGUCCUCUGUGCCGGAACAACUUCAACUUUGUGUGA
Messenger RNA from Aspergillus campestris IBT 28561, 4857 nucleotides. RefSeq names its product ubiquitin-protein ligase RKR1. Gene Ontology annotation, cellular component: cytosol; RQC complex. The record is from RefSeq and is a predicted model, not a curated record. The transcript has 8 exons. Gene Ontology annotation, molecular function: ribosomal large subunit binding; zinc ion binding; ubiquitin protein ligase activity. The coding region runs from base 1 to 4857 and encodes 1618 amino acids. NCBI's taxonomy places the organism in Eukaryota, Fungi, Ascomycota, Eurotiomycetes, Eurotiales, Aspergillaceae. Gene Ontology annotation, biological process: rescue of stalled cytosolic ribosome; ribosome-associated ubiquitin-dependent protein catabolic process.